CCUUGACCAAACACUUGUUAUUGGUCUGCAAAACCAUUGUCUUUUCAAGUGAUUUAAGAGCAGUGAUUCACAGACUUUGCUGCUGUCAUGUCAGGUUUCCGAGCUGCGCAAAUCGAAAGGUCAAGUUACACUGUUCCGAAUGUGAGUGAAAUCGCCAUUCAAGCUGACUGUGAUAGUGAUGAGACAGAAGUACAGAAAGAUGGACAUGAUGUACUGGAUUUCACUAGCCCAUUUCUAUUCAGUGAUGCUGUUCUCGUUGUUCAAGGCCGUAAUCUUCAUUGUCAUCGUGCCAUUUUGUCUAUCUAUUCACCAGUAUUCAAAGCAAUGUUUCAAAAUCGAUGCAUUGAAAAUCAAAAGAACGAAGUUGUUAUUCCAGUAGAUGAAUUUGACGACAUCAAAGAAAUGCUACGUCACAUGUAUACUCCUGGGGGAUGCGAUAUGACAGCUGAGACAGCUGAAAAGCUUCUUCCAAUCCUGCAUCGUUAUCAAAUUGAUUCCAUGGUAAAUUUAGCUGAAAGAACACUGACAUUUCGAUUAAAUGAUUUAACUGCUCCAUUAUUUUUGCGUAUCGCUGAUUUAUAUGGUCUAAGUCGACUAAGACAAGCAGCUUUGGAUACAUGUGCUCGCCUAGAUUAUGGCCGUAUGCUUAAGGCAUUCGAGGAGAUAAAUAUUUCACCGGAAUUGAAAAAUGACAUACUGGAACGAAGAAUAGUCGUGUUGGAGAAAUGUCUUGUAGAUAUUCAACAGAGUUUUACGCAUUCAUGUUCACGUAUGGAGAGUCGAGCUGAACGUGUCCCUUCCAAUCACUGUUCCUUACACUCUCGACCAUUUUCAACUAUAACAUAUAAUCCUUCAAGAAAUAAUACAGGUGAAGCAUUAGCCAAUGGUGGGCCUCAUCAAAACUCACACAACCUUAUUGACAACGAUGGUAUGCGUUAUGAUGUAUCCGCAAGUAUAAUGCCGUUUACAGUUGCUAGGAAUCUGGAGAUACGUACUAGUGUAGAUAAUCUGCAAAAUUCAGCUGGACACAGGGAAGUGCAACAAACAGACCAAAAUGUAACUUCUUCAGCACCAACUGCUGCAUCUGCAGUGACAACGACAACAACACCAACAACAACUCCACCGACUCCUACUCCUCCAGUGGCUACAGCAGUCUGUGAACAAUGUGUAGAACAGUUCAAAAUGCAUAUACAAGAAUUAUGCAAAAGAGGACUGCAUAAAAUACCAAUUAUAACUUGCAGAGAUCCUUGAAUCAUCAUUCAAAAAAAUUAUUUUUACAGUUUUUAUUUCUCUCAUUGUUUUUCACACUGAAGACUGUAGAGUUGAGCAAAGUAAUACAUUUUAUUAUACACCAACAACUGUGAAACACAUUUAGUAAACACUAAUCAUGACAUUAUACACUAUACAACUAUACAUUUCUCCCGAAACUAAUGUAGGAAAAUGCAUAUUCAAAUUUUUGUGACGAAUUACAUUUCAUUUCCCUUUCAUUUAGACAAUAUAAUUUUUAAAGGCAGUUGAAUGACUUUGUGGAAGACUGUACUGAUUAGUUGAAGGUAGAAGUGGACGAGGAAUGCAUCGUUAAGUUUAACUUUAUUGGAGAAAUUUAACAACAAGUUUACUGACUUACGGAUGAUUAUUCGUUGAGCAUACUUUGAAAACAAUUGAAGAACAGUGUAUUGAUGACACCAUAGACCAGACAAUGGAAUAUCCUUCCACCAAAGUCCAUUUUUUUCAUUUAUUUGUUAUCCGCGUGGAAUAUGGAGCUUGAAGCCUUGAAUUCUUGGACAGCAUUAAAAUGGUGACUCCUAAAACCAAGGAAGAUGCUUGGAGAUUAACUUGAUGUUAUUUGAUUGAUAGCGGCUAGCAGAUUAAUUCCCCUAGCAGGGACUCAUCAAUUGGAUAAACCUACAUCCCAGUGGCAGAGUAUUCCUACUUGGUCUUGAAGUUAGCAUAAAAUUCACCUGUUUUGCAAUGGAUAUUUACUGAAGAUAGAUUUAAGAUCCAGUUGAAGCACUAUCACUUACUAGAAUGAAAGUUCAUGUCACUUUUGAGUCCUAAAUAAGAAUAAAACACGCAUUCUGAAGUCUGUCCUUAGUCACUUUCAAUCAAAUGACAACAUGACUCACUCUUCACUUUUAAUGUUCGUAAGUUAUGACGAAGAUGUUUAUAAGCAGGCUUCUCUAAGAUUAUGUCAGAUUGCUUAUAGAGACUCUCUGAGCAGUAACUACUGAUGACACAAUCGAUGUCAUCUUUCUGGUAUUAAUUGACUUUUAAGACUUCUAUAGUUUUAUUUAUCAUGAUAACGAAGUUCAUGAGAUAAAAUGAACGUGAGCUUUUUAUAAUUUUAUACGUGCGCGGUUCUCAUUCACUACCUCCGGGGGUUAGAUACCAAUAUCGUUUAUUUUUCAACUUUUGCUAAUUUAUCAAACAAAUAGGCAUUUUACUCAUGGGAGGUAGUUUUUUUGAUUUUUUGAUUUUUGAUUUUUGAUUUACAGCUUGAUUCCACACUGUAUUUUUGAUACAAGUAUGGAAUUUUCAGCAU
Molecule: messenger RNA, 2542 nt
Organism: Trichobilharzia regenti
Lineage: Eukaryota; Metazoa; Platyhelminthes; Trematoda; Strigeidida; Schistosomatidae
Source: the annotation of a GenBank genome assembly